AGUGGUAAAAACAAAUGGUACUUGAAAGGACCCACAUGUACACAAGUUAGACAAUGAACAAUACUUUGUAAAUAAGGUGUUAAUCAUCAGAAGCACUCCGGCUUCAUUUGUUAACUGUUAAUUAUUCUAACUUCAGUAACAGGCUGAGAAACAUGCCUGAAAUAAAAGUAACACCACUGGAUGUCCCUCAACUUCACUGUUCCCCCUCCAAGGUGCUGGACAGGAUGUCGGCCGCAGCUGCAUCCUCGUUUCCAUUGGAGGCAAAAAUAUUAUGCUUGACUGUGGGAUGCACAUGGGAUACAAUGAUGAUAGACGUUUCCCAGACUUUUCUUAUAUAACCCAGAACGGGCGUCUGACAGACUUUUUGGACUGUGUAAUCAUCAGCCAUUUCCACUUGGACCACUGUGGCGCUCUGCCCUUCAUGAGUGAGAUGGUGGGCUACGAUGGACCCAUCUACAUGACCCAUCCCACCAAGGCCAUCUGCCCCAUUUUGCUGGAGGACUUCCGCAAGAUCACGGUCGACAAAAAGGGCGAAACCAACUUCUUCACCUCGCAGAUGAUCAAGGACUGCAUGAAGAAAGUGAUACCUUUGAACCUCCACCAAACUGUCCAGGUGGAUGAUGAGCUGGAGAUCAAGGCGUACUAUGCAGGCCAUGUCCUGGGAGCUGCCAUGGUGCACAUCAAAGUGGGAUCAGAGUCUGUUGUCUACACUGGAGACUACAACAUGACACCAGACAGGCAUUUAGGUGCUGCGUGGAUUGAUAAGUGCCGUCCAGACAUCCUCAUCUCAGAGUCCACGUACGCCACGACCAUCCGAGACUCGAAGAGAUGCAGAGAGAGAGACUUUCUGAAGAAAGUACACGAAAGCAUAGAAAGAGGAGGAAAGGUUCUCAUUCCAGUUUUUGCCCUCGGAAGAGCACAAGAACUCUGCAUCCUGUUGGAAACUUUCUGGGAGAGAAUGAACCUGAAGGCGCCGAUCUACUUCUCCACCGGGCUGACGGAGAAAGCGAAUCAUUAUUACAAGCUUUUCAUCACGUGGACCAACCAGAAGAUUCGAAAAACAUUUGUACAGAGAAACAUGUUUGAAUUUAAGCACAUCAAGGCCUUCGAUCGCUCCUACGCUGAUAAUCCUGGACCCAUGGUGGUGUUUGCCACACCAGGUAUGCUGCAUGCUGGUCAGUCUCUGCAGAUCUUCAAGAAAUGGGCCGGAAAUGAGAAAAACAUGGUAAUCAUGCCUGGGUAUUGUGUACAAGGAACAAUCGGUCACAAGAUCCUAAAUGGGCAGAGGAAACUGGAGAUGGAAGGGAGAGCAACAUUGGAUGUGAAGCUGCAGGUGGAGUACAUGUCCUUCAGCGCCCAUGCAGAUGCAAAGGGCAUCAUGCAGCUCAUUCGCAUGGCAGAGCCUCGAAACAUGCUGCUGGUGCACGGAGAGGCUGUGAAGAUGGAGUUCCUCAAGGGCAAGAUUGAACAGGAGUUCAGCAUAGACUGCUACAUGCCGGCCAACGGAGAGACGGCGACUGUGACGACAAACCCCAGCGUCCCUGUGGAUAUCUCACUCAACCUGCUCAAGAGGGAGAUGGCUCUCGGAGGGCCUCUUCCUGAUCCCAAAAAACCUCGCACCAUGCACGGAACCCUGAUCAUGAAAGAAAACAGUUUAAAGCUGGUGUCAUCGGAACAGGCCCUGAAGGAGCUGGGCCUCAAUGAACAUCAGUUACGCUUCACCUGCCGUGUGCAACUCCAGGACCCGCACAGCGACCCCGACACACUUCACAGAAUCUACACACACCUCAAGAGCGUGUUGAAAGGUUACACCAUCCAGCACCUACCAGAUGGCACAGUCAUGGUGGAGUCUAUCGUCAUCAAAGUCUCCUCCUCCGCUGAAGACGCCAACACAAAGGUCCUGCUACUUUCCUGGAGUUAUCAGGACGAAGACCUCGGGAGCUUCCUCUCAAGUCUGCUGAAAAAGGGGCUUCCAUCUGGACUGUGCUGAAACAUCUUUUGUCCCGAAGCAAUGGACAUUUAAAGGAAAAUUCCCACCAAAAGAAUUCAUGUAUUGUCACAUGUUUGAACCUGGAUUUGUGUAGGCUGAGAAAUUACUCCCACUGCAGAGGCUUUCAUAUUUGUACCUUUAUCUGAAUUUGCUCCCUUCUACUGCUGGGAGUGUAUUUCACAACCUGGACCUUAUUUUCCCAUGUUUUUAUGUCAAUGACUAAUUGGUACAGUGUUAAGAGAGAGAGCUGCAGACGACAGCGGCAGACAGGCUGCAGCAGAAUCAGGGUAAUUAUACGCUGUCCAUUUACGUCCACUAAAAGUGCUUGUUUUGCCACUGACAGGCUCAGAUUAUCAUUAUAAGUGUCUGACAACAUUAUGGAAAGGAUCCUUACAGAGAUAGGCCUUUUUGAUAAAGAGUACGAUCAUUUUUGUUCAACCAGAAACGGCCUUGAAAUCAGUAUCGCCAAACCCACCAAAAUCCAUUUAAAUAAAUAGUCAUUUUUAUCAUCAUUAAACACACUUCAUUCAGAGUUGAAAAAAACAAAAUAAAUCUCACAAAAGCUGUCUUGGUUCGUCUUUUCACUUUUACAAUAUUUGCUAAUUCUGGUUUGAUUGAAAUAAACUCUUAAUUCACCCCGUUAGAUGUGGAAGCAUGCUGCCUCUACACAUGCUAAAAUUACUGUUUAUUUAAAUGGGAGUCUGGUGGUGAUAGCGAUGUCAAGCGGUUUCUGGUUAAACAAAAAGGAUCUUACUCCUUUACAAAGGGCUCUGUCUCUGUAGGGAUCCUUUCUGUAAUGUCAGACACUUACAGUAACAAUCUGAGCCUGUCAGUGGCAAAAACAAGCACUUUUAGCUGAUGUAAACUGACAGCACGAACAUGCCCAGAGUGGUUACAUUGCAGCCUGUUUCACCGCUUAACAAAUUGUUGCUCCCAUCAGUCACUUCGACACAAAAACAUGGGAAAAUAGUACCCAGGCUGCUGCCCUCUGAUUGGCCUGUUCUUUAUUAGUGACGGUCUUUCAUUUACAGACUGAACGGCACAAAGUCAAGACAAAUACUCAAAUUCUGAUUUGUACCUUUAUUUUGAUGUACAAAGUCAAUUUGAAUAAACACUUUUUAUAGAAAAGA
Messenger RNA from Epinephelus lanceolatus (giant grouper), 3120 nucleotides. It is a transcript of the gene ints11, whose product is annotated as integrator complex subunit 11. NCBI's taxonomy places the organism in Eukaryota, Metazoa, Chordata, Actinopteri, Perciformes, Serranidae. Gene Ontology annotation, molecular function: RNA endonuclease activity. Gene Ontology annotation, biological process: snRNA processing. The record is from RefSeq and is a predicted model, not a curated record. Gene Ontology annotation, cellular component: nucleus.